UUUUUCUUUUCUUUUAAUAUUUCCUUCCAUCUCUGUACACCGCCGCUGCGUUCUCCGGCGAUCAAAUCAGGUAACUAACUCACCCUCAAUCUCCAAAACCCUCAAACACCCACUUCAAAUCACACCAAAUCUCACAUCUUUUUCCAAUUUGAAUGGCAAUAUCCCACUUAUUACUUUAUCUAAUUUCAUUAUGCUUUCUAAUAAACCCCUUUAUCUUCACCAAAUCAGAUCCACUUUCCCCCCAAAAUUGCCCUAGAUCCAACACUAGUUUACUUAAUUUCACUUCCCAAUUUGUUAUGGUUCAGCAUCAAUUAAGAGGAUCUUUUAGUAUUAUUAAUGAUUGUUCCUUUAGGGUUAGUGAAUUUGAUAUGCUUCCUGGGAGUUCUCAUGUUCAUUGGUGGGGGGCUUUUGGUGAUGAUUAUGAAAAUUUAACAUCUGGGUUUGUUAUAUCUCAUGAUCAGUUGAAUGAUACAGUUUAUAAGAAUCAUAGUUUUGUUGUUAGUUUGAUGGAUAAUGUUACAUGGGAUCAGAUUAAGGUUGUUUCUGUUUGGGAUAGUUUAGCGGCUUCAGAUUUCGGCCAUGUUGUGUUGCCCGAUUUGGGUUCAGAAUCGAAUUCGGGAUCAGAAUCGAAUUCAAGCGUUAAGGUUGAUGUUCAGCCGACGAUGUUUGAAAACUGUAAGGUGUUAUCGGAUACAUAUAGGUUAAGAUGGACUUUAAAUGAGAAGGAUAAUGUGAUUGAUAUUGGUUUAGAGGGUGCGAUCGGGAUUCAAAACUAUAUGGCGUUCGGGUGGACGGAGCCGGGCAGGGAGCAUGAUCAUAUGCUUAACGCUGAUGUGGCGGUGACGGGGUUUAUGGAAGAUGGUGUUCCGUUUGCGGAUGAUUUUUAUAUUACUAAGUAUAGUGAGUGCAUGAAGAAUGAUGAUGGUACGGUUGAGGGUGUGUGUCCGGAUACCAUGUAUAAUACGUCGAAUUCUGUUGAAUCGGUUAACAAUACGCGGUUGGUUUAUGGGCAUCGGAAAGAUGGGGUGUCGUUUAUUCGGUUUCAGAGGCCGUUGAAGUCGGUAGACAAGACGUAUGAUUGGGAUAUUGAUGUUACAAGCAAAAGAACCUGCAUUUGGGCUUUAGGUUUGAUAAAACCGCCCGAUUCGCUUCGACCGUAUUACCUUCCGCAAAAUCAUGGAAAGACUUACGGGCAUGUGCAUGUUAAUGUUUCUGAGAGGGUUAACGAUUGUGUCGGGCCACUUGAUGCUGAGGAUAAGGAGGAUCAAGAGCUAGUAAUUGCAGAUAAGAAAGAACCUAUUGUUGUUACUUCGGGCCCCGCUUUGCAUUACCCGAACCCUCCAAAUCCAUCAAAGGUUUUGUAUCUGAACAAGAAAGAAUCACCGGUUUUGAGAGUCGAAAGAGGUGUCCCCGUAAUGUUCUCGAUACAAGCAGGUCAUGAUGUUGCGUUCUACAUCACGUCUGACCCGCUUGGCGGGAAUGCUACUUCUAGAAAUAUGUCGGAAACGGUUUUCAUAGGUGGACCAGAAGCCCAAGGGGUGCAGUCCAGUCCUAAAGAACUGACAUGGGCCCCGGACCGAAACACACCGGAUCAAGUCUAUUAUCAGUCGGUUUUCACACAGAAAAUGGGUUGGAAGGUUCAAGUGGUAGACGGUGGUUUAACCGAUAUGUAUAAAAACAGCGUUCUGUUAGAUGAUCAGCAGGUUAAUUUCUUUUGGACACUCUCGGAUAAGUCUAUAUCUAUAGCAGCUCGUGGUGAGAAGAAAAGCGGGUAUCUUGCUAUCGGUUUCGGGUCAGAAAUGGAGAAUAGUUUCGCGUAUGUUGGAUGGGUUGACGUUAACGGUACGGGUCGGGUCAAUACGUAUUGGAUAGAUGGAAUGAACGCCCAAAGUCUCCACCCGACCAAUGAAAAUUUGACGUAUGUGAGAUGCCGGUCGGAAAACGGUGUCAUCACUCUCGAAUUCACCCGUCCGUUGGAUCCCAAUUGUAACCGCAAAGAACGAAAAGAGUGUAACAACAUUAUUGAACCCACAUCUCCUCUCAAAGUUAUCUGGGCUAUGGGGGCGAAAUGGUCAUCAGACCAUUUAACAGAAAGUAACAUGCAUUCGGUAAAAAGCAACAAGCCCGUUCGGGUUUCGCUUAUUCGUGGUUCAGCCGAAGCCGAGGAGGAUUUACGACCCGUAUUAGCAGUACAUGGGUUCAUGAUGUUUCUUGCUUGGGGUAUGUUACUUCCGGCUGGCAUUCUAGCUGCACGUUACACGAAACAUUUACCCGGUGACAUAUGGUUCAAGGUUCAUGUCUACUCGCAAUACUCAGGGUUAGCAAUCACGUUUCUCGGGAUCCUUUUUGCCGUUGCCGAGCUUCGAGGGUUCCAUCUGGGCUCCGUACACGUCAAAUUCGGAAUCUUGACGAUUCUCAUGGGCUGCAUACAGCCCAUUAACGCCUACUUCCGACCUAAAAAGCCCGAAAACGAAAACCCGUCAUCCAAAAGGGUCAUUUGGGAAUACAUCCACAUGUAUGUCGGCAGAUGUUCUAUUCUUGUCGGGGUUUCCGCUCUUAUUACUGGAAUGAAGCAUCUAGGAGAAAGAUACAAUGACGAAAACACCCACGGGUUAACGUGGGCUUUGAUCGUGUGGGUAUUGUUAGGUGCUCUCACCUUUAUAUACUUAGAAUAUAAUAAAAGGCGUUGGCAGGAGACGGUUACACGAAGCAAUUGGGUUUUGGGUAAUUCGGAAGAUGAGGAUGCUGAUCUUUUACGUUCAAACGGGAAUCAUGGCGAAAAAGAAUCAGUUAUGUCGGAUAGAAUGGAAAUUCAGUUGGAACCAACGUCGGGUGGGAGGUACACUGUCAUAUAAAAUCGGGUCCUUUUUCAAGAUUCGGUGGCCUUUGGUUUUCAUUUUUUAUAUGAACGAUCUCGACCCGGUCACCAGUUAUGAUCUUGGUGGCUCCCUGUGUGUAGUCAACAUGUUUGCAGGUUGUUGAGGCAAAAUGAUAUCUUAUGUACUUUUUCUACAGUUAAUACAUUUGUUAUAUUCAUCAACAAUCAACAUAUUUUGCAGGUUCUUUCUUUUAGAGAAGUGGAAAUUUUGUGUUAUUAUCA
Molecule: messenger RNA, 3100 nt
Organism: Helianthus annuus (common sunflower)
Lineage: Eukaryota; Viridiplantae; Streptophyta; Magnoliopsida; Asterales; Asteraceae
Product: cytochrome b561, DM13 and DOMON domain-containing protein At5g54830
Exons: 1
Coding region: 153-2855 (900 amino acids)
Source: RefSeq, a predicted model, not a curated record